AGGAAACUAGUCAGAAAGCUGUGUCAAAAGUAACUUGAACAUUUCUUUCUUAGCAAUUAAUAGAAAUAAAAACGUCCUUUUUCGUGUGUGAAUAUCUGCCUAUUUGAUUGUCCUGUAUAUAUGCAGCUGAACACACCAUCUCCUGGAUAUGGCAGGUCUCUGUAGUCUCAAGAUGCUGCUGCUCUGUGCUGGAAUCAUCGGUUUGGCCAACUCCACUCCUCCUACAAGCAUCUCACCCUCAACCACAACCACUUCAGCCAGCACUCAAACAGAGUCUCAGUCAAACACCACUCAAAACCAGACCUCACCUCCAGCCACCACAGUAGCUACUGCCAUCAAAGUCAUCACACAAACCCCUCCACCUCCACAGUGUUCUUACACUGUCACACCCAUCAAGUCUGGCUUCAGGAUUAACAUUACAAGCUCCACCAAUGGUAGCUACACCAUAAACAUUAAUGAGGAGGGCCGACCUGAGACAGGAAUGAAAUUCGAGCACACCAAUCAAACCUCAUCACAUGAAAUCAAACACCUGAAGCCCUGUACUAAAUAUGAACAUAAUGUGGCAUUUAUUGAUGAACCUGGCAAAGAAAUACCCUGUACCUGCACUGAAAAUAAAACUACAACAACUAAAAUGAGUAAAGAUGACAUUGAAGAUGCCAUCUGCCCUGGAUAUGUUUGUUACCGGAGUGAUUGGGACAUUAGCUCUUCACUGUCAACAUCAAAUAAGAUUUCAGCUGAGCCAUGCAAAAGUGACAAUAAAGCAUUCUGUAUCAAACCUGGUUACGAUGACAUCUGCUCAGAUUUGAUUACAACCUUCACUUCAGGACACUGUGUGGAUUCUCCCUUUAGCCUCAACAAAAGCAUCACUGUUGAUUUCUUAAAUCCAAGUGAAAUAAUACAGACUCGUCCCAAUAAACUUCCUGCAACAAUAAAACCAAUAUUACCUCCAAACUGUAAAAAUCUCACCAUUGAUUACACCUGUCAGGAACCUGGAAAACCCAACAAGCUUUUUCUGUCUGAGCUGGAGCCCUUCACAGACUACAGCUGUAUUGGUCAGAUCAAGGACAACAAUGUCACCAUAAAAAACACAACUGCUAUCGACGUCCAUAUUGACUGUGAUCUUACAAUAAAAAUCACAAAGAGCCAUGCAACCAAUAACUCCAUUGAGUUGAGUUGGACCACGACCAGUCAGAACUGUCAAGAUGACCUUCAUCGUCUUCAGAACCUUUAUUAUGUCUGCAGUUGUCCUUCCUCCAAACGGAAACACAGGAUCAAACACAACAUAACAGGAGGAACAUGUAAUAUUUCUGGACUGGAACCAUUCACCGAGUAUACCUGUGAAGUCCAACCCACCUACAACAACAUGGACGUUGGCAAACGAGCAGCUAAAAAACAGCAAACUGAGGCUGGAAAACCACGAGAUGUUACUAACCUGAAGGUGACUGUUCCAGAGCAUAAUGUGAUUAGAGUAACCUGUGAUGGUCCUAAACAUUCAAAUGGACCUAAUAAGACAUUCAUUGCGCGUCUUCAUGGUGGCAGUGCCCCUCGGGAGCUUAAAUAUGAGAAAUGCAACUUUGAAUUCAAAGAUCUUAGCUACUCUACCAAAUACGAAGUGAAGGUGACUGUUUGCAACGGACAUUAUGAGAGCGACCCCCAGAUAAAAACUAUUGCCACUCUCUAUAAUGACAAAGCUCUCAUUGGGUUUCUGUUCUUCCUCAUCAUCCUCACGCCUGUGGGUCUGUUUUUGGUCUACAAGAUUUUCAUCCUGAAGCGCAGAAAGUCCAGAGACAAUGUGAAUGAAGAUAUGAUGCUUGAAUCAACAGCAAUUUAUGCUAACAUGCCUCAAUCUAAAGGCCCGUCGUAAAGAUGCAUGCUGAUGAAUUAAGGCCUGAUGGAGCAGCCAACCAAAUCAUCAUUCACUCCUAUUAAUUUGUUUUGCAUGCAGUUGGCCAUUUUUUUAAAAAUCUAGUUACACUGGCACCUAGUCUGUUUAGAUUGAUAAUGCCUUGUCUGACAGAGGUCCAACAUGUUCUUUGAAGUGUUUUGUUUUUCCUGACUUAAAACAUACUUUUUUCUGUUGUUUUAAUGUGCACCUUGUAACAAUUGGAACUGUUCUUUUCGCAUGAAACUUUUAAUCUUGAUGACAUGAGAUGAUGACACUUACAAUUUAACGUUACACAAUUUAAGACUAAUAAAAUAAUAUUACAUCAAGUUUUAGAUCCCAGCCUUAAAGGUGUCUUUGAUCAUUUUACAGCAGCCUUCAACAAUGCUCAAGUCAAAAGCAAACCAAGCAUUUGGGGCUAUGAACAGCUUAUAAUGUUAGAAUGGCAGAAUAGUAUUUUAAAAUCACGCUUAAACAUGAAGAUGUGUAGCAUGGCUUUUAUAUUAUCACAACUUGUGUUUUAUUGUUCUGUUGUGAUCAUGUCAUACUGUUUAUUUGUAUUUUUCUGACCAGUUGUACACAUGUCAAACGCCACCUAAGGAAAAGGAUCAUUUUGGCCUUUUUUCUUUUUUACAGGUGCUGUUUUUUGUGUAUGUUUUUGAGGUAUUGCCUUUCAUAUUUGUAUGACAUUAUUACCUAUCAUAAUAAAGAGGUCCAAGCAUUCA
Molecule: messenger RNA, 2607 nt
Organism: Siniperca chuatsi (mandarin fish)
Lineage: Eukaryota; Metazoa; Chordata; Actinopteri; Centrarchiformes; Sinipercidae
Product: receptor-type tyrosine-protein phosphatase C-like
Exons: 14
Coding region: 149-1864 (571 amino acids)
Molecular function (GO): protein binding
Source: RefSeq, a predicted model, not a curated record